AUGGCGACAAUGCCAGGACUGGUCCUUUUGGCAAUCGUGGCUGCCGCGGACGGAACUGGGACCACGUCCGCCGGGUCCUGUUACAACAUGACGACGCACGCAGUGUCCUGCAAUAUGGCAGAGGUCGACUGCUCGUCUCCGCACAUGUGGUACGGUCCCGGCUACGUCUCCCCGCGCAGUGGCUGCUGCCAUUGCGAGGCAUCCUGUGCCAACACAUCGGGGAACUGCACCUACUACGAUACAGUGGAGGACCCUCAGGAGAACUGGGGUUGCUAUGAGCAUGCUGCCCGCCAGUGCGAUUGUCUUGUGUCGGAAGCAGGGUGCACAGCCAAAGGCGCAGGCCACACAUGGACAUCUGGAUGCACUUCCUGUGCCUCACAAGGCUCUUGCUACGACAUGACAUCUCACGCAAUCAGCUGCGAUGUUCCUGCGACAUCGUGCUCGUCACCGAACAUGUGGUAUGCACCGGGCUACGUCUCCCCGCGGAGUGGGUGCUGCCACUGCAGGGCGUCCUGCAAGGAUCCGGCGGACAACUGCACAUACAGUGACGCGGAAGCAGAGACGGAG
Molecule: messenger RNA, 567 nt
Organism: Symbiodinium sp. CCMP2456
Lineage: Eukaryota; Dinophyceae; Suessiales; Symbiodiniaceae
Source: the annotation of a GenBank genome assembly